UCGAGUUGGGUGCUGACAUGACUGUUGACAGCAAUGUUUUGACAAUUUAAAUUCUCUUUUUUAUUUCCAUUUUGAAGAACCCAGUUAAAAAUAAAAUAACAAUUACAUUUAAUCUAUUUCAAUAAGAGUGUUAAUACAAUUAAUUAUCAGGUAGGCAGUUUGUUAUAAGUUAGUGCAUGGAGUGUAUUUUAACUGCCGAAAAGUGGGUGGAUUUCGGAUAAUAUUUGUGUCAUGCCCGAAAAAUUGACGAAUUGUGCUGAUGAUGAAAAAUGAAGGGUGUCGAUAGCUCUCCAGCUGAUCCCGAAGGAAUGACAAAUAAACCUAUAAUAACAUGCGCGGGAGAUUGGAACUUGUUUUGUACACUAGAGGCCCCACUAGUGGCUGCUAUACCACAAGACUCCUGCGAAUGGCGGAGGUCCUAUGGUCGACCUCCUAAGUCUGUGUAUUUAGAAGCGUCAUUCUUAAAGUUCAAUAAGGAUAAAGUGCAAUCUGAGCUGAAUUUGCUGAAGCGUCCAAUUUUUCAUAUCUAUUGGACAGACUGUGUGGAUGUAGAAUAUUACAAAACCACAUUAAGAGAAGAUAUUGAAUUAUGGCUGAAACAACUGGAGAAAACUGGUAUAACAGAUUGGAUGAUAGUACUAGUAGAAACCUAUGAUAUUCGCAAAACCAAUAAGCUGUUACCGAGGACUACAGUAUUGGAUAGAAUAAAAGGGGACUUUGCUGUCAAACAAACAGAGGACCGAUUUCUGUCUGUAAUAAAUCCCAUCAAGUCAGAGGCUCGAAGUGCAGAAUCAUGGAGAGCUUUAGUGGCAAAGGUCAGGCAUUUCAUUCUAGUGGCUUACAAUAAAGCCCUGAUAAAGUUCGAGGAGUAUAUGAGAGAGCAAAGAGAAAAACGCAAUGAUCCUGAGUGGGACUUUUGUAAAUACUUUAUUUUACAGGAACAACUGGCAUUUGUAUUAGAAAUGCUAGGCCUAUAUGAGGAAGCUCUAGUCCAAUAUGAUGAGUUGGAUGCAUUGUUUUCUCAAUUUGUACUCAAUUCUAAUGUGACAGAGAGUCCAAAGUGGCUCGACACUUUCAAGCAGCCUGUCACAGCAUGGCAGGCUGUGAAACUGACAGCCUUAGUGCCACAACAUUUGAGGGACCUCAUAAUAAAGAAGAAAGCCUCCUUAUUAGAUUUCAGAAGCUACCUCUUCCAACGUCAAAGUGCCAUGUUAUUACUUAUGUUUAAACCUGUAGAGAUCGCAUCCCGUUGUAUAACAGUAGUUCACAAUACGCUAAUGGAGCUGUCAUUGCUGGGAGUCAGCGCAGUAGAAGGCGCGGCCGCGUGCUGGGCGCUACUUGCAUGUGCGGAGACACUACGGGCGGUGGAUCGCCUGGCCGCGACCAACAACGCGCUCGAUAUGUGCACACCUGUGCAGGCGCCUUUAUUGCACAACGCGAAGGAUAAGUUACAUGAACUAGGGAAACUAUGUGGUCUUCUCCCCGGCUCUCCGGAUCCCAGCUCAGAGCAACUGCAUUUAGUUGUCAUGCUUUCCGCUGGCAUGGGAGACAGUGAACCUAACAACCAACAGCCCACACCAACGGACAGACUGAAGGAAGCGCUGUGCAGUAAAACCAGUUUCCAACAGUAUUAUUUGGAAUUGGCUGAAAUGGCUAUGGGGACCUACAAACACAUUGGAAGAUUAAGAUUCGCCCGCCUAAUCGGUCGAGACUUAGCCUCUUUCUAUUCAGAGCUGGGCGAGACUGGUAAAGCGGUGGUAUUCCUUAUGGAUGCGCUGCGGUCUUACGAGGAGCAAGGCUGGCGGGACCUUGCCGCGCAGACCAGACUUGAGCUCGUCGCUGCUGCUCACAAGAUGAAUGACAUGGACAGAUAUACAAAGCUCUCUGCAACAAUAGCGUGUACAGCCGAAUUGGAGAUUCUAGUCAGAAACUUCUACUUUGAAGAAAUGUUGAAAUGCAUAAAGGAGAAGUUAUCAGAUAAACAAGACACGGUGCUAGCAGAGCUCAAUGACUGUUUCAAAUUAGUAUCCGCAACUCUAAUACCGUCCGAGCGUGGUGUUUAUAUCACAGAUAAUAAGGUUCAAUGUCGCUUGCUUCUCGAGUGUAACCUGCCUAAAGAGGUCACGUGUACUCGCACGGCCAUCAGCAUAGAACCUUGUAAAGAGGAUAGAAAUGAAAGCGGAAAAAGGACGCCGGUCAAAUGUUAUAAGACUGAUUUAACUGUAAACGGUAGUGUAAGUACGCAAACGAAUUCACCGAGGAAGUCGACUUCGGACGUUGUCGAAAGUGAAUUAUCUAAUAUAGUUAGUAGUAUAAGACUGGACGAUUUAAAACCUAAGAAUCUUUUAUUAAAUCCACUACAAAUUACCUCUCAAUUGCACUACAAAGAAGAUAAAACAUUGCAAAAAGCUACAGUGGAGUGUCAAAAUCCUAAAGCGACACUCAAACGAUCUGACAGCACCAAAUAUAGGAAACCAUCCACCACAACUAGGAGCAAUUAUCAGAAUUCAUUUCAUCGGGAUGAAUUCAAACUGAAGCCCGGCUUAAAUGAGAUAGACUUAGAAUUUAUAUCAAAUAAAUGUGGUACUUUCAUGUUAGGACAAGUAUCAGUAAUAGUGGAGGGAAAGUUAGAAUUUCUCUCUAAUGCACUGAUCGGCACGAAAAUGGGAUUCGAAGUGGUGACACAGGGCAUCAGUGUGUAUUUGAAUAAAGUGGACCCGAAGAAGGACCUGGUGGCUGGACUAGAGCAUGCUAUGGAGUUGGUUGUGACCAGUGGAAGUUCGCAUAUAGAAGAGAAUGCCACAAUAGAUCUAAAAACAUCAGCCGGACUCCAAAUAGGUCUAGCUGAGAAGGGAUCACCCAUGACACGCGAACUGUCUAUACCAAUACCGGCCUGCAAACCGUUCGAGACUACCCGCGUGCCGCUGAAACUCUUCGCUAACUUGCAAGCCAGACCGGAAAAAAGCAUAGAACAUACCGUGGUGGUGCGGUGCCCGUGGCGGGCGGGCGCGGAGGAGGUGCGGCUGCAGUGGGCGCGGCCGCUGGCGCCGGCGUGGCGGCUGCUGACGGCGCACGCGCGCAAGUUCGUGCACGUGGCGCUGCGCGGCGCGCCGCCGCCCGCGCGCGCGCCGCCGCUCGCGCUCGCCGCGCCCGCGCUCGCCUGCCGCGGCGCCGCGCUCGCCGACCUCAACCCGCCCGCCACCCGGCACAUGGUGGUAUCCCCAGAUGGUACGACGGUGUCGUUCAUGUGGGAGCUCCUGAAAGAUCCUCUAGUUAAGGCUGAACCGUUGAAAGCGACGUUUACAGUGGAAUACCGUCCUCUCGAUACAGACGAACCAUAUAGAACAUUCUCGUGUCCGUUCGAUAUACAAGAUUACAUGACGCUGUUUGUGAUCCGAACUAAAGUGGAACCGAGUAAAGGCUCUGACUUCUGUAGAGCGUCGCAGGUGUGCUGUUUACAUCUGAGCGUGCAAAGGGUAAAUGAAACUGAAUAUACAUCCCUUAUGUACGAGGUGUUAGCUGAUCAAACUAUGUGGGCAGUUCUAGGCCGCACUGCAGGUGUAAUAACGAUGGAGUCGAGCAGCGGUUCGCCAGCUGACGUGUGCCUGGACGUGAUGCCGCUAGCCGCUGGCUACCUACCGUUACCCACCGUCCGACUCUCCAAAUACAUUGCUGCCAAUACCAAAGAUCCAAAGAAAGACAUCUCAGCACACCCUCGUUUGGAGCCUUUCAGUCCUGGACAAGUAUACCACGCGGGGAAAGCGAAGCAAGUUCACGUACUACCACCCGCACCGAAGGAACACAUCGACCCUUCACUUUAAUCAAUAAGUACCUAAGAUGCAUAAUACAUAUAACAAAUUCAUUUCAGUGAAUUUACAAUUCUAUUUCUUUAAAAAGAAAGUUUAAAUUAUCUCUUCUGUCAAUACGGUGUGAAGUUAGGCAAUGAUGGCGAUUAGUUGUCUGUAGCUACAAGUAAUAAAGCAACUCCUAUACUACUUAGGGUUGAGUGGUUCACAUAGAAAUUGUAACAAAUCAUGCAGUCUUUUAUGCAAUAACGAUAUGUGCUAGUUAGGAGACAUUUUCACAAACUACCUCCUAAAUAUUUGUCGAAUUUAAACAUGAUACAGAUGGCGCCACUUAUUUUUAAAACGCUUUUUUGUUGAAUUUAUAUAAAGGAACAUUUAAGUCAUUCCACAAAAAUUGCAAAACCGCGAUCUUGUUUAAAACCAUAAACUUUGAGUUUUUUUCCUCAUUGUACAAGUUUAAUGACGUUUUAACACACUCUUUCACCUUCUAAAGUUUAAAUUUGAUCCCAAUCUCGGCACAAUACAAAUAUUUCUAUUCAUUAGUAUGUUUCCAUUGGCCUGGGCUUCAAUGUUCUGUAUUUAUAAAAAAAAAAUACAUCUACUAGUCGUCUAGUACCUUUUGCACGAGCUCUUCUUAGUUUAUGACUAGAUGGCGCUACGAAUAAUAAAUAUAUCCAAGAAGUAUUUUGUUUCCAGAAAUUAACUAAAUAAAAAACAUAACGAAGAAAAAAUAAUAGCGAAAAGAUUUUUAAUGGAAUGUUCUAUCAAUCUAAAUUAACGAAUUAAAGUAACAGCUCAAUGCUUCAGUCCAGCACUUUAUAAAUAUAAAUCGAGUGUGCUAGAAUUAAUUACGUUAUACUUUUACUACGUAAUACACGUUACGAAGUUAACACUAGUGCAUUGUAUAGAGUUUGUUUUAAAUUUUACAAAGAAUAUUAAGCUAUUGGUAGAUGCAGCUGUAUAUAGUAUUUUAUUUUGCCAUUUAUUCAGCUCUCCAUUACGUUAAGGUAAAAAAAUGUUAGUCUACAGCUAGAUUCAAAAUAAGAUGUUAUUAAGAACUCUAUGUUUUGUGUAAUAAAAAAUAAUUUCAAAUGUCACAAUGCAUAUACUAACAUCAUCACCAUUUCAGCCGUUAACUGUCCGCUGCUGAAAAUAAGCCUUCCUCAUAAGGGGAGUUUUGCGAGUAGUUGCCAUGUUUAACAGGUGGGUUGGCAAGAUAGUUGGGCUUUUAGAGAUGCUUUAAAAGGAACGCUGCUGCCCAUCCCUCUACAAUUAAGUUCCCUUAGUUGCUUCUUACGACACCCACAAGAAAGGAAGAGGUGGCCUGUUCUAUGCCCGGACCACAUGGCUAUACUAAGUAAAUUCUUUCUUCUUCAACUUAAUAAAUACAGGAGAUAUUUAUAUGAUUUAUCAAAUAUUCUCAAAUAAAUGAAUUAAACAUGGAAUAUACAGCAGUAAAUAAAGGAAAUAAAAUUUUCAAAAUGUCUGUUGUCUAUUGAUGAUAUAAAGAUUUUCGGACCAUCAUAUAUUGUGAUAAAAAUAUGCUUCGUAAGAUUGUAUGUAUACCAUGUAAAAAUCGUAAAUGUGAAAAUUAGCUUAUAUGUGACUCCUUUAUAUGAAAUUUAUUAGAUGCAAUGCUUUUUAAUAAACGAAGCUUAAGCUAAACGUAAGCGUAGUGAUUGCACGUAAAUCGUGUCUAGAUUACAUACUGUUUCAGAUACAUAACCAUAGCUGUCUAAAGUUAUCUAUGAUAACAAAUAUUUCAAAUUGAAGCAUCCAAUUCAAAGUUGUAUGAAAACGUAGUUUGAAAAAAUUAUAACACAAUUUAUGAUUUAACUUCAUUCCCUCAAACCCAAAAAAAUUUACAAAAAUUUUUCGUACAUCUCUUUUUUUCUUUUUAUUUUAUUACUUAUACAUACUCUUAACUCUAGAUCAUAGAUUGGUUAUGGUCACCAGAGCAAUAUUUGUACACGAAUAUAAUAAUAACAAAUACUGAAAUAUUAAUAAUACAAUGAGCUUCAUAGUAUGCAUAAGUGCUAACAUUUAUUAAUGUAAUAUUAAAAAUAUAUAUUAUUUGUAUAAUAUAGCUACCUGCAGCUUCGAAUUGUUAGAAAUAUGGUCAAGAAUUGCAUUUUGAAUUACUUACUAAAAAACCGCGUCUAUUUUGUAACAGAAACUCUACAAAAUGCUCCUCUAAUAAUAAAGUAAACAUUAAAAUAAUUGUUUUUAUUAAAUAGUUCUUUAUCCUAACUCUGUUACAACUGUAAUAUGCAAUGUAUCUUUCUAUUUUUAUACAUAUUUUUAAGUUAUCCUUUUUCAUAAUCUCCAUAUUAAGUUAUAUUAUAAAAUAUUCUGUUAGAUGUACUUAGAAAAAAUAAUUGGUAAAUGAGAAAUUGUCUUUAACUUUUAUCAUCAAAUUAAACUUCAUAUUUGUGAAUAUUUAGAUAUUUUACGGUAUUAGAUUUUAUUUCAAUAAAUAUGUAUGUUAAAAAUCUCCGUAAAUAUACCUUGUUUUAUUAAAUUUUGCUCUUUUAUGGGAAAUCAGAUAAAAGUAAUAUUUGUUAGGUAUCAUUACCUAUGAAACUCACCAGUAUAUCAUUUGCAAAAAUCCAUCUUUACGCUAUAUUAAUUCUAUUAUGUCUGAUACCUUGUAUCUAAUCGUCAAAAUAUGCACCGGUAUACCUUCCUCUAAUUAUUAUGAUUCUAAAACGAAAAAAAAAAUAUUAUAAAAAUGUUAAUUUCUUAGUUUUAUUUUUUAUUAGCAAAUGUACUACAUUAGACCAUGCCAUAACAUCUCGACGCCACAACGAUAUUUCUCGCCUAGUCUCCAUCUUGUCUUUUCUUUUAUCUCUUAAGUUGUAAAUAAAUAAUUUUGGUGCUAAACUCACAAGUUUUAGACCAAAAUAUUAAUGAUUAAUAAUUAGUUUACUAUAAUUGUUUAAAAUGUUGCCGUUUUCAUUUGAUCAUGAGUUUCAGAUAUGAAAAUUAUUUACUAUUGGGAAAAGUUUAAACGAAUUUGGAACAUAAUUUUAAGUUGUAAUUUGUAUUAAAUUUCGAAAUUAAAAUUUUUCUUUCAUUCAAAUUUGAUUACAGACAUAGAUUAUAUAUUUAAUUAUAUUUUAUUUAACAAUUUACUGUUGCAUGUUAAGUAAUAAGUUUAUUACUGUUAUGUUAGACAUUUAAGUAACUCUCAGUGUACGGUUUUAGUUUUUUAGUUGAUAUUCCAUGAUAUAGCAAAUAUUGAUUAGUCAAAUGGAACACUCCAAACAUUAUUUCAUUAUGGUAUUUAUUUUCAUUAAAAUUGUAUAAUCUAUCUGAUUGAAGAUUUUCUUUAUAAACUAUCCAAAGAAUAUACAUUAUGCUUUAAUAAAUCUUUGAAGUUGUGAAUAUUUGUCGAAUUAUAUAAAAUGCAUAUGUAAAAUGGAUAAAUGGGAUAUAUUUAUAUUAUUUUUACCAUGUAUGUAUAAUAGAGAAAAGUAGUCUAGUAUAGAUAUUUUUAAAUGUAGGUAUAUAAGUACCUAAUAGAGAUUCAGAGCCCAGCAAAUUUAAAUUGAUAAAUGAAACUGUUCAAAUUUACAUUUUGUAUAUCAUAUUUCAGAAAUGAGUACUUUAACAAAAGUUAUAAUCCUGUUACUUGGAAAUCUAUGAAAUCUGUAGCCCUUAAACUUUAUAUCCACCUCCUGCUGAGUAACCUGCGUAUGGUGGGUUGAAGUAUUUUUUUGUUCAUGGCAGUGGUGCAUAGUGUGUUGAGAGUUUAGAUCCUGAAGCAAGGAAGAGUCUACCCUUACUACAGUAUUUAAACUCUCGUAGACGUCUUACAAUAUCUCUCAUAGGAUGUGCGGACUCAUGUGCAAAGAGAAUGCUACCCAUGAAGGUAAAAUUAUAACAUGUUUUUUUAAUCUUUUUAAUUUUAAAUGAAAAAUAUACUCAAUAAGUGCUGUAAAUUUAUAAAAAACAUACUAUUAUCUUUUAAGAGGCUUAGUUUGUGUUUAAUUUUAAUUUUUAUAUGAUAAUAUAAUUAGUUAAUUUUUAGUAACUACCUUAAUAACAUCGAAUUUGCAAAUUAUUUAUAAUGCUAGCAAACAUGCCGUUUAUCGCCAUGUAAAAAACAGUUUUAGUUCUAAACUAUUGGACAGCAAGCAAUUUAGGCAAGAAGUCAUGUAUACAUAGAUAUCUAUAAUAUUUUUUCACGUUAUAUUUUUUAUUAUUUUGCAGAAAUAUUUUUUCAGAGAUGAUAUUUUACUCUUUAUUUGCAGAGAUAAAAACCACACCGACUAUUCAAUAUGUUGAUGUAAAUAAACUAUUAAAAAUGUAUCUAUGUUUCAUAUAAUUAUAUAUAAAACCUAGAAAUUGUCAAUAUAAUGUUUAUUGUUA
Molecule: messenger RNA, 8180 nt
Organism: Galleria mellonella (greater wax moth)
Lineage: Eukaryota; Metazoa; Arthropoda; Insecta; Lepidoptera; Pyralidae
Gene: SIDL
Product: trafficking protein particle complex subunit 10
Exons: 15
Coding region: 270-3821 (1183 amino acids)
Biological process (GO): early endosome to Golgi transport; intra-Golgi vesicle-mediated transport
Cellular component (GO): TRAPPII protein complex
Source: RefSeq, a predicted model, not a curated record